Messenger RNA from Bemisia tabaci, 12326 nucleotides. It is a transcript of the gene cpo, whose product is annotated as RNA-binding protein. The record is from RefSeq and is a predicted model, not a curated record. Gene Ontology annotation, molecular function: RNA binding. NCBI's taxonomy places the organism in Eukaryota, Metazoa, Arthropoda, Insecta, Hemiptera, Aleyrodidae.
AGCCCCAGAGUUAUAUUUAUUUUUUGCAGAUUUCGCUUCCUUCCCUCUGGAUUUUGGACUCACUCGCUUGUUCCCUCGUCGUUCUUUUUUCGAGCCCCCCCUUUGUUUUUCCCUUGUUUUUGUUGCCGCGUUGUUGUUAGUUGAGGUGAUAUAACCAGUGAUCCCCCCGUUUCAAAUGAAUGUCGCGAGGUGCGGAAUUGUUGUUUCAUCGGUUUCCGAUGUCCCUAUAAGUGUGAUAAAAUAUCGAUUUUAGUCAAUUUAUUUAAAUGCGCGUUUUUUUACGAGUACCGAUAUGAAUUUAGUAACGAACUGGCCAGUGUGUGAAGCUCUUGGGAUCUUGGUUUCAUAAUUCUCCAGAAGCUCUGGGAAGCUCGGGUGUUGGCUGGACUUCGGCGGGUGUGGCGGGUGGUGCGCUCGGAGGGCCCUUCACGCGAUAACCGUGGAUACCUUGGCUUGGAGCUCGUACGGGAAAAGAGUUCGGGAGCAGGUGAAAGUAAGCGGGGUGCCCCUAGGCGGCGGCUCGGCGGCUUCGCGACAGGCCCCGGUGGCGGCCCCGCUGCAGGCCCCUUGCCCCCCGGCCCCACCAGCGGCGAGCCAGCCGGUGAAGAAGCAGCGGCUCGACCACGCGGCCAACGCCCACCCCACCGCGGUCAUGAACGUCAACGUCCAGGUCGACCCCGCCGACAACAUCUGCAGGGAGGUCGCGCUCUGCCAGAGCAUGGACUCCAUCGCCAACUCCCAAGGAGAGGAAGAGGUCCGAACGUUAUUUGUUAGCGGUUUGCCGAUGGACGCAAAGCCCAGAGAGCUUUACCUGCUUUUUCGGGCGUACGAAGGAUAUGAAGGUUCUCUGCUCAAAGUAACUAGUAAAAAUGGAAAAACAGCAUCGCCUGUUGGGUUUGUCACAUUUCACACACGUGCCGGCGCGGAAGCUGCCAAACAAGAUUUACAGCAAGGAGUACGGUUUGACCCAGACAUGCCGCAGACGAUCCGUCUGGAAUUCGCGAAGAGUAACACGAAGGUUAGCAAGCCCAAACAAUCAGCCGCCACUAGUCUCUCCAACUCGCACGCAGCUCUCAUGCACCCUCUCACUGGACAUCUCGGAACCCCGUUUUUCCCGGCCGGAACGCCGGAACUGUGGCCCCACCCUCUGGCGUACGCUGCACCGGCCGAGCUGCCCGGGGCGGCCCUCCAACACGCCACCCUCGUCCACCCUGCGCUUCACCCCCAAGUUCCACAUCACAUGUCCAUGCCGCAUCACCCAACCGCAGCUCUCACAGCUAUGCACACCUCGCUGCCUCAUUUCUUGCCAUCGCCCACCCUAGCCUCCCCAGUGGGAUCCUCAUCAAGCUCUCAACCUGGAGUGACUGUUAGUGCAGCGCCGUGUUCAACAUUGUUCGUGGCCAAUCUACCCCAGUACAUGUCUGAAUAUGAGCUUAAAGAAAUUAUAAACAGGGAACAAUCAGGAACGAAGAAACUGGACAAUCUUAAUCACUACACACUUGCGCACUCUCAGAUAAACUCUACUUGACACAAUACCCAUCUCGUUAUCCAUGUUGCUUGUUAAAGCUGGGAGAUUUGUUCUAUAUCAUACAAAUCAUUUGAGUGAUGUUUAUAAAAUUGCAGUUUGUAUAUUUCGUUUUCUGAAGAAGGGAUCACAUUUUUAAAUACUUGACUAAAACUUACGAAUAGUUUUAGUUUAAUUUUUACAUGAACUUGUUAUUGAACUUAAUUUUUUUUCUUUUUUCAUUGAAGCGCAGUCGUACAAUCCUCCCCUUCAAAAUCCCACACCAUUACUUAAACCUAUGAAUCUCCAACAUUCAUUUAUCGUAUUUAUCUGAUUCAUUUUGAGCUGUACUUUAUUUAUACUAAAAUUUUAUUUCUUCGGGUUAUCCGUCAUGGGCGCCUCAGAACACUGGACAAGUUUUCAAAACUCCUAAUUAAUAGUUUGGCGAUGGAAGUCACUCCUUAAACUACACAAAAAUAAAAAUGCAUCAUAAUUGAUGAAAUUAUUUACCCCUGCAGAACGUGCAGCCAGUGUACAAGAUUCAUGUUUUAAAUACUGUGUUUUAUUUUCUAUGUUUUUAUUUUGUGCAUGUUCAACAUCACAUGUGAAUUUAUCUGAAAAUUAUAUUUUCUUUUGUACGAUGUAAAAUGCUCAAAUUGUGAAGGACAGAAACCGAAGAUCAUCAUAGAUUGUCAAGUUCAAAAGUGUUUCUACACAAAGAUUGUGGUAGAAAUCAUGUCCAUCUCUUGAUGCUUGGCAAAUUAAUUGUAUGUUGUUAUGUUCCUUUCAACUGAAAGAGUGUGCGUUUUCUGUCAACUUUUUUUCUAAAAGAAAGAAAAGAAAAAUUAUCGGUGGGAAGGGAUGAUAUUUUAUACUCCAGCUAUUUUUAUCUCUUACUUUUUGAUUGAUAGAAGAGUUACAAAAUGUAUGCAACACAAUGAAAGACAUUUAUCCUUCUUUGACUUUUUAACUGAACUCAUAAAUCAGCUGAAACAAGUGUACUGAAGUUUUGAAAAGAAAAAUCUUAAGUUGCGCAGGCACCUUGGGGCAUUCAAGUUUGAAGUAACAUUCUCAUGGGAAGCACGAUUAAUUCCGCAUCACCUACAUUGCGUAAAAGGAGCAAUUAAACUUCAUAAAACUACAUGCUUUUGGGGAGAAAAAUAUUUUGGGCAACUUACUUUAUGUUGAAAGCCUGAUGAAAACUGUCGGUAAAGAAGCUCUGGCCAGGAAAACGUUUUAUAAAAAAGGGAUGGUGAGUCGUUGGAAAUCUGAAAUAUUGUUAAAUUGUGCUUGAAUGCUUCGCUAAACAAACUUAUAUGUAAUCAAUACCUUGUUAAAAUACUUUUUUAGCUGAUUUGGAACAAAAAUGUCAUGAAUGUGCCUUAGACCGCUAAGUUUCUAUCACCAGAAAUUGAAAACGCCUCUACAGAGGGCCCUUGUUGCCACCGUGUUUUUUAUAAUUUUUGAUCCAUCACACACAGAAUUAGAAGGAACAUUUUUUUAAAAAAAAGAUUCGGAUGAAGCAAAAUAAUGGAGAAUGGUAAUUUUUUCAGAAAUUGCAAAACUAGUCAGGUUUCGAAGAUGCGACUCAUCGAAAAGUCUUAAAGUUCAAGGAGGAUGGAUGAAAAAAGGGUAUGAAAAUGAAACUAGUAAAUAACAAUAUGAAGGCUUGGUUAUCCAAAACCAUAUAGCUUGGUUACAAGCCAGGCUUAGUCAUCCACAAUAACCGAACGGUGUAAGUCCUGGAUAGUACCUGUGCUCUAAUGAUAUUCAUCAUGCCCGGUUUUUAAAGUUUAUAAUUUAUCUGCUUGUGUUAUGCUUAUUUGUUUUACUACAGCCACAAAAAUCUCGGAUGAAGCUGUGGCCUUUUUUUGUUAAAUUUUACAUUCAUCCUUAAAAAUCUUUACUUACCAGAGAGUCUUAACAUUCAGUAUAAUUUUUCCUACCCCUCGUACAAUUACCCUUAGAGCUGCUGAGAAAAUUUGUCAUCAUAAACCAAAGAUAGUAUUACUUUCUGAUACCAAUAUGUCCUCAAAGAUAAACCCUAGAAAAGUUACUAAACAAUUUUUAGUCCUAUUUUUUUAAUGUAUUAAUGUAUUAGUUUAACCCACUUAUUAAUUUUUUAGUUCAUAAUGCUAGUCAUUCUUAUUCUUGCAUAAUUCUUGUAAUUUCAGUAAUUUAUUUUUUUAUAACUUACUGUCGAUAACUUAUUUUUUUAUUUUAUUCAUUUCCUCCGUUUGAAUUUUCCCCCAAGCUCGAAUCACCCAAUUUUCCUCUCCUUCGAAAGCAAGUAAGCAAUAUUACAUUCUUAGAUCUUUCUCAAUUAUCUAACCGCAGUAAUAUAGUUAAGCGUUGAUAAGGAUCGGUUUAACAGAUGAAAAAAAAAAAGAAGAAAAAAACAAGUUAAUACUCAUGUGACUUUUUUUUGUAAGGGAAUCCUCCCUUUCAAGCCUAUGGAAUUAUUCCGGAGUAACAUAUCAUAUCAAAUCAUAUCAAAGCCAUAAAGUGCUUUUAAUUUGUUGAUUCAAGGAAAUUUGUUGAGUUAUUGGAUUUCUUUUAAGUAAAUAAGAGUAGAUUAAUUAUGUAACGUAUGAGCUAUUGAUUUAUUACCUUCAUUCAUGCUGUGUAAUUUGUACAUUAUUGUAAACCGUUAAAAGAUCUAUCUAAAAUUUUAAGAAAUAGUAUUAUUAUGUAUAUGUUUAUCGUGGUAGGCUUAGCUUAAUUCUGUGACGCAUUCGGUCUGACUGAUUGUGAGCUCAUCAUGUGAUUUGUAUCCACUUUUGAUUCAGAAUUUUAACAUAGUGUAAUUAAUUGUCGAUUAUUCACUCAAGUUCUUUUUUGAAGAUACAAAAUACAUCUCGAGCUCAACUAAACUUCUACACAUUUUUCAAUUGGUUUCUUGUCUACCAGUUUUUUUCCGUAACCAUGUAGUUUUAAUCCGUUUAUUUAGGCUUGGUGUAAAAACUGAACUCUGUAUAAGCCCGUCUAUUCAUUAUCUCUAAUUAGCUUGGCUUGGCAUUGUAAAUAUUUGUGUAUAUUCUCUUGUUUUUUUUCUUUUUUUAGCUAAAUAUGUGUUACUAUAUUGUUAACAAUAUUUUCUACUGAUUUUAAUCAAAGGCUGAUAACCCGUCUCUUAAAAUAUUUCAACUGGGAAUUCUACCCGAAAAGUUUCAAGCGAUCUCUUGGCAGGCUCCAAAAAUGUUGGUGGUUUUAUAAAGUCAAACUCGUCAGUUUCCUCAUUCCUUUUCAGUUUUAUAAAAAUUCAAUUAUUUUUUUUUAAAUUGAAUUUAGGAAUUUCAGUCACAACAGUGAAUUGAGAGACAUAAUAAUUUUCACUGCACACUUUUUAGCUCUUGCUAGAGUCAGAGCAUGUAGGAUUGCAAGUGAAAUAAUUUCACUUAUAACGUUUCAAGAUUUAAAAAGGGUAGAUUUGCCUCGGACUCUGGCCCACUUUCACAUGAAUUACAAUUAAGUCGUUUGGAUGAUGUGCGGCAGCCAGAAAGUGUCUAAUUUUUUUAAAGUUUUGAAACAUCACAAGGGACUUUCUUUCCCUUUUUAAAAUAUGUUCGUAGAAACCUGUUCGGUUUCUUUACUCUGUACCUUAUAAUUUGGAAGAAAUCAUACGCAUCCAUAUAAUGUUUAAAAUUUGGUCCCGAUCAUACUCUUUUUUAACUAGAUGAUUCCUCAAUGAAAUAGAUCAGUGGCCAAGAAGCUCAUAGUCUUCUGUUUCAUCACAAAAUAUUGAUCUGAAAUUCCUGAAAGAGGAUAACUGUCCCACUCCUAAACAAAAACCCUCCCUGCCUUCCUUCAUUUUCCUCCAGGAUCCUACUCAUGAUCCCGGUGGAAUUUUCUGAUCCAGUAUCUGAAGAAUGGGGAAAUUAACAGUUUGACUCUUAUGAAGUGUUGAUGACGGAAGAUUAGAUCUAGUAUCCAAUGAGCUUUUACAAGCAUACGAAUGAGAAUUUCUUUCCCACUACUUUAACCAUUCAGCUUCAGUCUUAAUGUCAUCAUUUUGUUGUGUAUAGCUAAAAUUUUAGACAUAAUUAAUUAACGUGUAAGUAGUUAAUUGGUAUUGCAAGUAUGAAACAUUACUUGUGUGGGAAUAUUUAAGAAUAUCCUUGAAUUUUAGAUUCAUACUGAUUAAUGAUUUGAAUUCCUAAUCUUGCUACUGUUUCCUCAUCGAUCUCUCCCUGUAAUGCAGCAAUAAGUGUGCGAAAUACAUUCAAGUGCACUCAUUUUUACAAUCAACUGAGUCAAUUGAGAAAUGCAUAAAAUUUGUUCCAAUGUAUUCUAUCUGCCUAUUUGCGAAUGGUAUAUUUUUCAACAUACUCUACUCGCUGGAUUAUGUAUGUUCACAUUGUAGGAAUGAGGAUUCUGCCGAAUUGGAACUGAACAGCGCCUAUUUUCAGCAACUCACCUUCGAGAAAAUUAAUCUAAUCUUUUUGCGUUUUGCAAACAGGAAUUCAUAAUCAUUAAUUUUGUAUCGUUUAAUUGAAGAGAUAAGUAUCGAAAUACCGCUUUUCCUUCUUCUUUGGAUCUUUCUAUAAAAAUUGCCAUCUUAGCACAUCUCUUGAACCCUGUAAUAUUUUUACAAUAGGUGUGAAUUUUUCCUAUUCCUUGGUCCCAAAGAAUGCUGAUGAACCACAAAAUAUGUUCCCAUGAUAAUUUUUAAACAAGGAAUUGCGAUAAAGUUUCAAUGACCUGAUUGAAAAAAUGAUCUUGUAAAAUUCUCUGUUCUUUAUUAUCAAAUAAUCAAUCCAUCAGUGUAAUUUUUGCAGAUUAUCUUUGCACCUAGUAUCAAAGGGUAUGACCACUUUAAAAAUUGCAAUUUUAAUGAAACUUUUUUUUUAAUGAAGAGGUCUUGAUUUAUUGAAGUAAUGUUGCCCUUUGAUUGCCACUUCAUUGCGAUAAAAUCACUAGGAUCAUCUACACUUUUAUAGAAAUUUCACUCAAUUUUAUCUCAAUUUAUUUUGUGUUUUUCGGCGAUUUAUUCAUCAAUUGUAGGUAUCACGGAAAAUCAGCAUUGAUAACAUAACAAUUUCAUCACAUUAAAUUGCUUUCAAUCGUAAUUCUUGGUUCUGACAAUAUUGGAAUGAAUAACCGUUGAUAAAAUUGCAAUGACCUACCAAUUUCAUUGCAACUGGAUUCUUUAAAUUUUAGUCCUUUUUUCGCUGUCGUAUCUUGAAAAAACCCCUUGUGCAAGCUCACCCCAAGACGUUUCUCAGAGCAGAUCGCAGAUGACAAUCAUUCAUGUGAGCAGUCCUUGAGUUCACAGGUAGCCAUUUGUAUGGUGUGAAACGAGACUCAAGUUUUAACAGUAAAAGCUACCUUUGAAAAUACCUGUUCAUCGAUUUUGAUAUUUAUCUCUUCCUAAAUCCGUCCAUUCAUUUUAACCUUAGAUAGCGUCUAUACCCAUUUUAGGCAGUUCAACCAUUUCUGUAUCAUAAUGAUCGUAAUCCUAAACCUUCGUUGUUAAUUUAUCCGUUUCUUUUUUGUCUUUGUUAAAUAUUUAGGUAGGUAAUCAGUAAUACAAUGUAUUGCAUACGGAUCCAUUCCCUCAGUUUGUACUAAUAUUUAAUUUUCUGUUCGUAUUUUUUUGUGAUAUUUUUUUUUCUUCCUUGAGAAGUAGAGCCUUCAAAGUGUUGUAAACCUCCAAUCCUAAAAGUCCCACAAAAUGUACCUACAUUACAUCAUUGCCCAUGAGAAGAGAUAAGUUGUGGAUUCCUUGAGUUACGUUGCUGAUAAACAGCGGUCACCACUCACAAGUUUUUUUAGGAUAGUGAAUGGCCCUUGUUCCUCAUUAGGGCACAUUUUGAGACAUUUCUACUAUCUGAUGCUAAAAUUGAUAAAAUAUCAAGGCUUGUCACAGCCUCUCUCUCCUGGUAGGAAAUGAUAAUAGCUGCUAGAAAGAAAGUAGGUAAAAGCUCUUGCCUUUAUGUGGGAAAUCAUAACGGAUUGAAAUUUUUCAGUAUCGCUCACAUAGCUAACACAUGAUUCCGCAGCUAAUUGUUGAUCUCUUGCUUUAUGAUUUCAGUAUCCGCUUGAGUGUUCAGAAUUGAAGUGUUUUAGAAAAAUGUAUAUCACUAAAAUGUUUAAAAUCGAUAGAAUGAUCUUGUUGGGAGGUGAAAAUGCUGACUGUUGGUACUUUAUUUAUGAAUUUUAAGGUACUGACAAACUGCUCCCUUCCACCUUGCAUAAAGCAUGAGAGCUUUCUAGUUUCCGUUAGUCACUGUGAUAUUUUUUACGAUUUGGGCUCGAAAAUUUCAUUCUCUAAUUUUGAGUAAAAACAACUACAUUCCUCCAAGAGUCAAUAAAUCUGUUUCACUCAGUAAUUAAUUGAUAAUCAUCAUUUUAAAGGGCUCCGGUCACUUUUGGAUGUUUUUAAAAAUGCUAAAUUACCUAACGUUUGUAUCUGAUAAAAAUGUGUGACUUGUUGGUUCUACCGCGCUUCUUUUCAAAGAUUUUUUUUUUUUUUUUUUUUUAACAUCCGCUGUUCAUUUUCAUAAUUUCGUUUCAUGCAUACUCCUCCUCAGUCAUGCUUUUGUUGAAAGAAUCAUUUGUUUCAACUUCAGUGCUCACAGAUCAGCAACAGAGACAUUGCGGAUUUAGGAAUCAUCAACAUGAAUUUUAAAAAGUAAGACCAAAUGGUAUUUUUAUGGGCCUCCAAUUUCAUUGAAAGUUAGAUCUUUAGUUUUGUGAUCUCAUGAGGGUUUGUUAACCACUUUUAUUUUCAAAAAUCAUUCCUUAACGUUCCCUGUAUGAAGACAUUUGUUUUCCAAAUUGUUUUUUUAUUUUCACAUUUUUCAUAAUCAUUAUUCAAAAUAAAAAAUAAUUCGUUCUUGUGAAGAUAUUGACGUAUGUGGGUACUUAUUACUAAUUCUGGCGUAGAUAUUUUGUUCAAUACUUAAACCUGUAAAUUUCAUGUCUUGAAAAAUUGAUUAUUUUUAAGUGAGCGCCAUCAAGUAAAAUGAACCUUGAUUCUAUUUUCAUCAUUAAGUGUGCCGCUUUAUGAGUGUAAAAUGUUUGUAAAUGUUGCGCAUUGCAAAAUUUCUGAUGACUUAGUUUGCUAACUAAUUCAUCUAAGUUUUGAUAUUUUUAAGUGAGAUUAAAUUAUAGAAUGGUUGAAUAUUAUGGAGGUGUGUAAAUGGUUUUGCUUUUUAGCUCCCCAGAGAUAAUGGAAAAUGUCUCUCCAAGUAUGAAGAUGCUCUAGAGAGUAAUGACAGGAUGGAGUAUUCAAAAAUCCCUCCAGCAGCACCAUUCCUUUUUCCAAUUUUACUUUUUGGAUGCAUCAUCAUGAUUCCUCCUCUCAGAGCAAAAUCCACGUUUAUUUGUGUCUGUCUUGAUGUAAAUUUUUCCCUACUUCUUGCCUUAGUUUGUUGUCGUUAAUUUGUACGUGAGAGGUACAUUGUGUUACCAGUUAGUAAGCCCAGUUUGUACAGAGUUUUAUUUGAUGUAGAAGAGUGUUUACUGAAUGCAGCUAUUGAACAUACUGUUUUCUGAGGAUAUUCUAAAACUUUUUUUCUUUUCUUUUACUUAGCUGUAUUAUUGAUUAAUACAUUGAAACGCAUGUAUGAUUUUAAUUUGUUGAUAUUCUACUCGGCGUGAGAAUUUGUCUCAAGAGCUGAUUAAUUAAGAAUGGAAAUUUCAAAAUUAUGACUUCAAUCUACUGUUUGGAUCUUCAGUGAUUGUAUUUAAAGCUGAAUUAGCGCUAUCCCCAAAAUCUAAGCAUCCGCUUAAAAUUUUUCGAAAUGGGCUUGUUUUGUAAAGAAACCGGUCUGAAAGAAUGAAAAUCACUUUUUGAUGCACUUUUUAUACAAAACUAUUUUAGAUAGCCCUGUAAAAAGGCAUCAGACAGCCUGGCUCAUACAAUUUUUAAUCACUAGUUUUAAUAUUACCCUUUAAAUCAGUCAAAAGUUUAUUCAAUAUCAAAAUUUUGAUACGGAAGAAUAGAAAAAAAAAUGGACAUCACAUGGAACAACACAUUUACAUGAAAGUCCUCCAACACAUAGAGUCGAUUGUUUCUUCUCUUAAAACUGUACCAUUUGCCUGAACUUGUUUUUUCUUUCAAUUUUGAAUUUCAUUUUUGUCAAUUACUGGAAAAAAAAAGCGCCUGAAUUUACAUCCAAUUAUUAUGGAAAUGUGAUACAUUUAAAUUUUACAGCUCACUUUUUUAUAUUCUGUCUAAAUCAUUUGAUAAAUUAUAUUUGAAACUUUUCAUAUUGACACUUAAUGUUCAAAAUAUUUGAACCGCAAAUUAAAAAUUAUUCGGGAAAAUAUAAGAAAUUACAUAAAGCUAGUUUAAACUAGUCUUUGAAUAUUAUGCCGAGAAUCACGAGUAUGCAUUUUCAUGUUGAAAUGUGAUUUAGCUUUUACAAUAUACAUUCCAAUUUAGUUAAAAAGUGUUUAUGAUGUAUGUGUAUGUUUUGUAAGGAAGAUGAAUGGGCCACUAGAAGUCAAAAACCACAAUAUAUGUUGCUCAAUCCAAAUUUUGUGUUGAAUACAAUGAAUGCAUUAAGACUUUCCAAAUUACAUCAUAAGUUAGAAAAUAAUGGGUUCGAUCUUCGUUAACUCACACUUUCCGCUCACAGAAAAACUGGAGUCUUCUCUCAUCGAAUUGGGUACCUACAGAAGUAAUUUCUGUUUUUUUUUUAUGAUGGGAUAGUUAUCCUUCGCACUAAAUUCCAUCGGAAUAGAUCAGAUUUGAAUCAGAAUCAGAUUUGUGUGUGGAACCAUGAUGUAGUUAUUUGUCUAACGUAUAUGUUGAUUUCAGUGACUAAUUUGACUUAUGCUGAUAAUGGUUUUUUUGCAAGUGGAAAGUUUGAAUUUAUUGCUUACAGUGUAAGCUAUGAACGUUUGUUUCUCAUUUACGAGUUGAUUUUGAAAGUUUUCAAUGAGGUAAAUUUGUUUUGCAUGAAACUUUGAUGAGAAAACAUGGACUGUAAGGCUUAAUUUCUUCCCUGUUCAGUGGUCCAUUCACUCAGAUAUUUUGUGAAUGCGGUGUCUAUUCGGUUGCUGUCAAAGACUUUGUAGAUAAUUCUUUAUUUUCAUUGGCAGCUUUAUGAAUUCUUCAGAUUUCCCAAUGCCGUUCAAUAUUUUGUGCAAAGUUUAUUGAAAUAUUUUUGCCUCUCUCUCUUUAUAAGCUUAGCGAAUCUACGAUACAUAUCAUUACAUGUGCCCCGUUUUCUUGAGGAACAAUUUUAUUACAAAUAACUAAAAUCUAUUCUAUUUAUGUAGAAAUUCUUUUCUUUUCCUUCUUUCUUUUUUACCAUAGCAUAAGCCAUGCUAAUAAGUAGUGUUGCAAUAAUGUAAUAUUUUACUUGUUCUACGAUACAUUUUGAAAGAAAUGUCUGUACAUAUUUAUACAUUACACAGCAUAUGAAUAGGUACAAUAAAUUGAACGAGGAGAGGUCGAAAAAAAAUUAUUGUGUUUAAUGAUUUACGACGUGAGGUCUCAAAUUAUGGUGUGUAACCUUAAUCUGUACAUUCGACAUCCUUCGUUUAGACUAAAGUACAUAAAUAAUUUGUUUAUUUACUGUUCUCUGUUGCUAUUUAAUUUCUUUCUCCCUUUUUAAAUUGUUUUUUUUCAAUUUGUCAAAUACUGGGAAAGUAUUAUUUGAAUAUUCUUCAAGGUGUUAAAAAACUUUUCGUGUAGUAGAGAUAUGCCUUUUACAACACGAAAAUGUUUUGAACAAAGAAAUUCAUUCAAUCAGUUUUGUGUUUUGGUUUGGUCCGUAAUCUACUUUUUAGUGCACUAAUAUUCAUGAUUUGUUUUAAAUUUUGCCUCAGAGGUGGAUAAAUUUGACCAGUGGUAAUUUAAUAGCAUAGCUAAAUUAAUAUCUGAUGCCAGGAGAAGCAAAUCGGAAAUGUGGCGAUUCUUUCAAUUCUGUGACUAGGUUUUCCCUCUAUCAAAGAUGAAACUCGAUUCUAAGCAACGCCUCAAUAAAUUUUAAUUAUUUUACAUCAUUUAGAUGGUCAUUUGCCAAUAAACUGCAGGUGCUUGAAUUAAAACCCUCAAUAUGUAGUCCAGCAAAAAUGAGAAUUCAAGCUGAUUCCUUGAAAAAUUAAAAAAUCAUGAAACUAACAUUUGAUCAUGGUGUCUGAAUAAGAUAGGAAUAAAUAAUCAAACUAUCUUUCAAAUCAUUACUGCAGAAAUUUUUUUUUGUCCAACUACUUUGUUUUCCUUUUGACAAAAUUUUUCCUUCUAGACACAAUACGUCUGUCAUUUCGAAUUAAACAAAAAACUGAGGAAGUAAGAAUGAAUCGGAUUUUGUAUCAAACUUUUUGGAAAAAGCACAGCUUCUCAAAUGGGUACAUAUGUUUUUAGCAGCAUACAGGAUUAAUUUGGCUGUGUACAUUGCGCUUUCAGCUGAGCAAAUUUUAAAAAAGCUACUACACUGGUUUGCCCUCAGAGAAUUCUCCAGUCUCCUCAUCAAAGAAUAUGAUGCAAUCCAAGAAAUCAUGGAGGGUCAAGUUUAUCCACGCUUCUCUUUACUUUCCUGAUGUUUUUCUCUCAUAGGUAAUUUUCCCCUUUUAUUCCCCUUUGGAAGGAGGUAUCUCAAUAGGUCGAACCUAUUUCAAUGUAUUUAGUUUAAAGGCGUAUGAAAUGCAUUAAUGAUCGCAAUUAUUGCGAAAAUAUUAUUUCUUUAGGUACUUUUAAUGAUAUUUUAACUUAUUUUUUGUGAAACAACUCUAUUUUCAAUUUAUUCUGUAAGAAAUUAGGUUGGUAAGUCUACGAUCUUUGCCCUUCUCCCCUCUGGUAUUCCUCCUUAUUUGUUUAUAAAUUAACUUUUUAUGUUUUAUUAAUAAAAUUAUUUUGUUUCGA